AUGCCCAAGGAAAUGAAUAAAACUUAUGAUCACCCUGAACCUCCCUUUGUAGCUGUCUCCUCAAACCCUAAUACCACUAUAUUGCUAGCCACUGCAUUGGUACACUUGAAAGCUAAUAACGGUAACACAGUUGUAGCCCGAGCCGUUAUUGACUCCGCAUCUAUGGUAAGCUGCGUAACAGAAAAUAUUGCUAACCUGCUUAUGCUUAAACGGACAUUUUCCAGUAAUUCCAAGAUAGAUGGCCUAUCAUCAGUAGAAGUUAAAUCUAAAGGUGUGUCAAAAGUUAACAUAUCGUCUCUUAGCGGAGAAAUGAUUGCUGAUAACAACCCAGUCCUUAUUCUAGACAGAAUAACCUCAAACCUCCCACACUCAGAAGUUCCAGUUAAUGUUAAAGAAUACUUCAAACAUUUGGUCCUGGCUGAUCCAACUUUUCAUUUGCCUAGUAAGAUAGAUGUGCUCAUAGGUGCUGAUCUAUUCGCUAAAGUAAUCACUGGUGAACGCAUCAUCAUUAACAAGGAUCUUCCUGCUGCCAUGAAUUCUGUAUUUGGAUAUCUUAUCAUAGGAUCUGCCCCAACUCUUCCUGCUGUAGCCCCUCAAAAAACAGCCCCUCAAUGCAAGGGUAAUGUUUCUUUAUUAAGUACUCAAGAUAUUGAUUUGCACAAUUCUCUGCAGAAAUUUUGGACUCUAGAGGAACCUCCCAUCAAACAUCAUGUAACAUCUGAACAAGAAAUUUGUGAAAAUCACUUUCUAAACACGGUCUCUAGGGAUUCAAAUGGACGCUACUUUGUUAGGCUACCCAUAAAAGAAAAUCAUCCCCCUCUUGGUGACUCAUCAUUUUGCGCUCGCAAUAGAUUCCUAUCACUUGAAAGAAAAUUAGAAAGUCAGCCUGAAGUUAAAGCAGAGUAUAAUAAAGCCAUACAUGAUUUAUUGUCAUCUAGUCACAUGGAACCUGUUAACCCUCCUCCAAAUAGUGAUAAUAAACAAUUUUACUUACCUCACCAUGCUAUUGUCAAAGUAGAUUCCUCAACCACCAAGCUUCGUGUAGUAUACGAUGCAAGCGCACGCAGCUCCUCAGGUGUCAGCCUUAACGAUAUUCUACAUACCGGGCCAAAACUACAUAAUGAUCUUAAUGAUAUUCUGUUAAAGUUUAGACUUUCCCCUAUUGUCUUCUCAUGUGACAUCAAACAAAUGUUUCGUCAAAUAGUGAUCCACCCAGAUGAUAGAAACUAUCAAAUGUUGUAUUGGAGAGAUGACAAAGACGACCCCCUUUCAGUUUACCGUUUAACUACAGUUGUGUUUGGAUUCAACUGCUCACCCUACUUGGCACUAAGGACACUUCACCAACUUAUCACUGAUGAAGGCGCAAACUUCCCUCUGGCAGCUGAGGCUUUAAAGAAACAAGUAUAUGUAGAUGAUUUAAUAUUAGGUGCCAACAGCAUAGAACAAGCUUUGGUACUAAGAAAUGAGGUGGAACAACUUCUUUUAAAAGGAUGUUUCGAACUGAGGAAAUGGACUAGCAACUGCCCUCAAAUCAUGGAAACUCUCCCCGACUCUUACAAAGAAACUCCUCUAUAUUUCAACUCCUCAGAUCAACCUUAUUUCAAGGUACUAGGUAUAAAAUGGUCACCUAACUCAGACACUUUCUCUUAUCAGUUAAAUAUCCCAGACACGCCUCCCACUAAACGAGGUAUACUUGGAACAGUUAGCAGAAUAUUUGAUCCAAACGGUUGGUUGACUCCAGUCACUCUUUGGGUAAAAGCGUUGAUACAAGUUUUAUGGGCACUAGGUUUAUCAUGGGAUGCGCCUGUACCUCCGGAUCUAACUGAAAAAUGGUCUAAGUUCCUCCAACAACUCCCUUUCUUAAGUGAACUUAGCUUACCUCGAUAUGUUUCCGUAGCUGAUGCUGUUCAUAUCAGUUUACAUGGAUUUUGUGAUGGGUCUGAAACAGGUUACGGAGCUUGUGUCUACUUGCGAUGUGUAAGUUCUUCCGGAGAAAUCAACGUACAUCUGUUAAUUGCCAAAGCUCGAGUAGCUCCUCUUAAGAAGAUCUCCAUCCCUAGACUAGAAUUGUGUGGUGCCCAUCUUUUGUCCAAACUCCUGAACUAUUGCAACUCUCUACUCUCUCAAGAUUAUCUUGUCAACGAAUUACAUGCUUGGUGUGAUUCAUCUGUAGUCUUGUCAUGGAUAAAAACUGUACCCUACCGCUUAAAAGUUUAUGUUGCAAAUCGAGUCUCAGAAAUUCAAGAACUUACUCCUACUUACAUAUGGAAACAUGUCUCAACUCAUUGUAAUCCAGCUGACUUUGCCAGUAGAGGAACCCUUCCCAUUUCUAUGAAAGACAACAGUUUAUGGUGGAACGGUCCCAAUUGGUUAUCUCUGGAUCAGGAAUCAUGGCCUAUUCCUCGCUUCACCCCUCUCCAAGACGAACAAUUGCCAGAACGUAAGGUCGAACCUUUACCAAUAAUGGUUACAACUAAAAAACCAGACUUAUUCAACAGGUUUUCAUCUUGGUCAACCCUCCAGCGAGUCAUUGCUUACGUUCUACGCUUCAAAAAUAACCUUACAAACCAGGUUAAAUAA
Messenger RNA from Macrosteles quadrilineatus (aster leafhopper), 2580 nucleotides. RefSeq lists its product as uncharacterized. Lineage: Eukaryota; Metazoa; Arthropoda; Insecta; Hemiptera; Cicadellidae. The record is from RefSeq and is a predicted model, not a curated record. The coding region runs from base 1 to 2580 and encodes 859 amino acids. The transcript has a single exon.